Hordeum vulgare subsp. vulgare (domesticated barley) is the source of this 931-nucleotide messenger RNA. RefSeq lists its product as uncharacterized. The record is from RefSeq and is a predicted model, not a curated record. Lineage: Eukaryota; Viridiplantae; Streptophyta; Magnoliopsida; Poales; Poaceae. The transcript is spliced from 4 exons. The coding region runs from base 77 to 706 and encodes 209 amino acids.
CGAGACCGAGACCGUUCGCCGUUGUGCAGCUGCAGGCAGCUCCACUCUCCCCUCUCCCCUUCCAGCCGCCGUCGCGAUGGCCGAGACGGUGGACUUCGCGAGCGGCGACGGGGAGGCAUGGCGAGCGGCGCUGGGCGCGUACGACCGACGGCUGGCGGCGCUGGACAAGCCCGACCUCCUGGACGCGGACUCCUUCUACCGCCACGACCUCCCCCUCCUGCUGCACCGCCGCGACCCGGACCCCUACCUCGCCAAGCCCGAGCUGGUGCAGCUCAUGCAGUGGAAGCUCUCCCGCGGCAAGUGGAGGCCGAGGCUGAUGGAUUUCGUCAAAAGCUUGGAUGACAAGGUUGUAGAGUCGGCGUCACGCAAGGCAUUUGCUGCGCUGCCCGACCUCAGCAAGGCCAUCACCGAGCUCACGGUGCUCAAGGGUGUUGGCCCUGCCACUGCAUCCGCGGUGCUCGCUGCCUAUGCACCCGAUGUUGCGCCCUUCAUGUCGGACGAAGCAAUGGUUGCAGCCUUGGGCAAUGUAAAGGAGUACACUCUGAAGCAGUACCUUGCGUUUGCGGAGAAGUUGCAGGAUAAAGCGGAGGAGUUGAGCGUAGGAGGAGAAAGCUUCACGCCUUCAGAUGUUGAGAGAGCCUUGUGGAGCUCGGCAAUCGCCUCCAAGCCACCGAAGGCACCAGCAGGCGGGAAGAGAAAACGAUGACUUGUGCUGCCGCACUGUUGCGCUAGGGCUAGAAUGGUCUGCUGGUGGUAGGCCUUAGAUCGAUCUUUGUAGAAUGUAUGUCAUGUACUUUGAUCCCUUUGGAUCAGACAAAAAAUAUUUGUGAAUGGCUCACCUCCUGAGCUCUGGUAUUUGACCUGGUGUAUUCGGACAGAAGGGCUAACAGCCGUAUGAAAUUGCCAUCAAAUCCAUAGAUCAUUGCAGUUA